CAGUAGUUAUCAGUCUGAAAGCACUCUCAGCAGUAAGCCAAAAAUUGUGGCAUAUAUUUUUGGAUUCAAAUUCGGAUGGCAAAACAUGCAGGUGCACUGUUGAAAACCGGCUAAAUACAAGAGUACGAGCAAGCAAAGACUAGGACACAAUGGAGAUGCAUCUGGGAGCAACGCUGCAUGUGUACAAGGGGGAGUACGGACUGCCGUCCAUAGAUUUUGAAUGUUUACGUGCUCUGUGCCUCCUGCGAUUCACCCGCUGUCCCAUGGACGUGCAGACCAGCUCCAAUCCCCUGCGUUCAGGUGCCGGAAAACUGCCCUAUCUGCAGAUCGGCAACCAGAAGUUCGCGGGCUAUAGGCAAAUUAAGCGCGUGCUGGAUCUCGAGGGUUACCCGAUAGAUGCGCAUUUAAGCACUAAACAAAAGCAUUUGUCCACCGCCUACGCCAACUGGGUGUUCACCAAUCUGCAUGCCUACUACCACUACUUCCUGUACGGAGAACCCCACAAUUUUGACACUACCACGAGGGGUCUCUACGCCAAGCGCACGCCAUUCCCCUUCAACUUCUACUACCCGUCAUCCUAUCAAAGGGAAGCUUGCGACGUGGUCCAAGUGAUGGCCGGUUUCGAUGUGAACGACAAGUUGGACAAGCACGAAGGCGACUACCUCGUUGUCAAUGCCAAGAAGGUAGUUAAUCUGCUGUCCAGUAAAUUGGGUCGCAAGGUAUGGUUCUUUGGCGACACCUACAGCGAGUUUGAUGCCAUCGUCUACAGCUAUCUCGCCAUCAUCUUUAAGAUCGCACUGCCCAACAAUCCACUGCAGAAUCACAUUAAGGGCUGCCAGAACCUAGUAAACUUUAUCAACCGCAUCACGAAGGACAUAUUCCGCAACGAGGGUUACAGUUCCGUCAAACUCACAAAGACACCCAGUGGCACGGAGGCAAGUCUGACGGCUUCGGAGCGCAAGUUCCUGGAUUCUGAGCUCAACACCAAAAUAGUGGCCGGCGUGGGAGCAGUGUUGGCCAUGGGAGCGUUUGCGGCAUGGCGUGGGAUUUACAACCAGUUCUGGUUCAAUGUCUUUGUUUGGCUCCAGACACUCAUGUAGACUACAACCUGAGCAGGUGCAAAAUUCUCAGUUAAUUGCAAAUUCCGAUUGCUUCAUCCCUUGCAGCUAACGACACGCUCUUCGACGGACUAUGAUGGCAUAGAUUACGAGGAUGACGAGAUGGAGGAGGGCCUAGACUAAUCGCAUCUCUGCAACGAUAUCUACGUGUAUAGUAUAUAUAUUAAAAUACAAUGUGGGGAUGAAGCACAAAAACUGUCCAGCCUUAAAGGUUUGCGUAAACACUAAAGAAGUUCGAUUUAUUUGGUCAUAGAUCUUUGGACCGAAAAGAAAUCAAGACAUCGUUUCAGGUAAUGAUCUUUAUUUAAAUAAAAGAUCCUCGUCUUGGAUUGCUUUUGGUUCCAAAGAUUUGUCAUACAAAUUGACCGACCUAGUAUGAAUAUUCGAUUUAUGUAUUAUAGUUCGAAUUCGUUUUUAAACCGUCUUGUAUAAAAUAGCAUUUUAAAAUCAUCUGAGCGUAAAAAAAAAGGAUAACAGAGCCCCGUUGUUAUGGAAAGACAAGCGGAUCGUUCUUAAUGUCCAAUAAAAACCUCGAUUGGA
Molecule: messenger RNA, 1658 nt
Organism: Drosophila yakuba
Lineage: Eukaryota; Metazoa; Arthropoda; Insecta; Diptera; Drosophilidae
Product: metaxin-1 homolog
Exons: 5
Coding region: 150-1100 (316 amino acids)
Biological process (GO): mitochondrion organization
Cellular component (GO): SAM complex
Source: RefSeq, a predicted model, not a curated record